AUGCAGAAGGCCCUGGAAAAGUCCCAGAACUUCCGGAUCGACGCCCUCCUAGCUGAGGAGCCCCCCAGGCCUGUGCCGAGCGCCUCCCCCGAGAGCUCCGCGGGGAGUCCCGGCUCUUGCGCGCGGACUGAGACGCCCUCUCCUCCGGUCGCGCCUCCCAGCCUGGCUCCUCUGCCACCGCCCGCCGCCGCCUUCAUCCCCAAGCCAGGCUUGUUGAACUUGCCCCCGCCGCCAGGGCUGGGCGCCCUUCCCGCCAUGUACCCGCCCCCUCUCUACCCUCUCCCGGCUUUGACCGGCCAACACCCUGCUUUCCCCUACGCCGCCGGCUUCCCCCACCUGCCUCAGCCGAGCCCAGAGCAUCUGAAGGCGGCCGCGGUAGCCGGCUCCCUCCCGCUGGAGCACUGGAUUCGAGCCGGAAUCAUGGCCCCCCGCUUCCACGACUUUCAAGCCACCCCACAGUCUGGCCUGAUGGGCAAAUGCCGCCGACCCCGGACAGCCUUUACCAGCCAGCAGCUUCUUGAGCUGGAGAAUCAGUUCAAGAUCAACAAGUACUUAUCACGGCCCAAACGCUUUGAGGUGGCCACAUCACUGAUGCUGACUGAGACACAGGUGAAAAUCUGGUUUCAGAACCGUAGGAUGAAAUGGAAGCGUAGUCGGAAGGCCAAGGAGCAGGUGGUGCAAGCUGAGGCUGAGAAACAGAGGGGUGUGAGCAAGGCCUCGGAGAAACUGCUGUCUGGAGAAGUGCACGAGCAGGAGGAGGGAGAGGAGAGUGGUGGCGAUGAAUUCACCAGGCACAGCACCAAUACUCCACUCCUGCGCCACAAUGCUGACAACUUCAGCUACAGUCCAGAUUCCUCGUGCUCAGAGGAGGAGGAGGUUGUGCAAAGCUCUACUCACAGGGAGAUAAGCUUGCUGUUAUGAGCGGACCAUCAUCCCAGAAGCAGGGCAGUGAGAGCAUUCCAGAACCAGCAGAGAGAACCAGCUCUA
Hemicordylus capensis (graceful crag lizard) is the source of this 987-nucleotide messenger RNA. Its product is annotated as motor neuron and pancreas homeobox 1-like. The record is from RefSeq and is a predicted model, not a curated record. The transcript has 3 exons. Gene Ontology annotation, cellular component: nucleus. Gene Ontology annotation, biological process: central nervous system development; spinal cord motor neuron cell fate specification; endocrine pancreas development. Gene Ontology annotation, molecular function: sequence-specific double-stranded DNA binding; DNA-binding transcription factor activity, RNA polymerase II-specific. Lineage: Eukaryota; Metazoa; Chordata; Lepidosauria; Squamata; Cordylidae. The coding region runs from base 1 to 921 and encodes 306 amino acids.